Messenger RNA from Camellia sinensis, 1783 nucleotides. Lineage: Eukaryota; Viridiplantae; Streptophyta; Magnoliopsida; Ericales; Theaceae. The record is from RefSeq and is a predicted model, not a curated record.
UUGCAUAGUUUUCCAUUUAUAUGAUAUUCUCCCUUUGUUAUUGAAUUCUUAUCACUUAUUUAUUUAUUUAUUUAUUUAUUUUGGGGAGGUUGUUAAAGGGCCGUUGGGGGAAUGAUAUAGGUGUCAUAAAUUUGAUAUAUAAGGGCAAAAGUUUGUUGGUUAGAAUAAUAGUUUACCUUGGAGAGAUUUGUUUUUAUCUAAGUGUUUGGGGCCUUGGUUUUGUCAAAUAUAUCAUUGUUCAUACCUAUCCAAAUAGUUAGUUAAAAAGGCUUGCUUAGUAUUGUUGUUGACAAUAUUUAUAUUAAUUUAUAGUGAUAUAUAUAUAUAUAUAUAUAUGUAUAUUGAGUCUUGUAGCAGAUGAGGAAGAAUUUUAUGAAAGACUAUUGAAUUCAAGAUCAAUGUUCUUUCAUCCAUCUAAUCUGCAUCUUCCUCUUUAUUUGAUUCCUCACCCAUUUUUGAUCGGAUCAUAAUACUUUCAAUGACUUGCAUUAAAGAGAAGCAUGAAUUUUGAUACAGUUCUGUUUGUUUUCAGUCAAGAAAAGAAUUGAGCACAACUCACCUUUUUUCUUGUUACUCUUUCACUGUAAAUGAACAACACCCAACAGAUUGGUUUCCAAGAAAGAGUACAACAAAACCAUGGCUUGGUCUAUGAUCAUAGCAGUUUAGAACACGCCAACCAAUCUUCCCAAUUUCCUGGUGGUUGUCAGAUGGGAAUUUGCAUUGAUUCAUCAUCAGCCAUGGAGGGAGGAGGAUCACAGCAACACAACUUUGGUUGUGGUGGGCAUGCAAAUUCAUCAAGUACCAUCAUGAGUCGUAUCGGUUCACCAUCUUCUGCUUUUUAUGCAACCGAGCGUUACAUGGGCUUUCCACAAUAUGAGUAUCAAUCUGGAAAUCCCAUUGUCCCCUCCCAACAACCCGAGAAUUAUGAUCUGCAAACUCCAUCAUAUCUAUCUGCAAGGGAUAGUUUUUAUUUCGAUACACCAGAGCAAGAUGACCCCAAUUUGCAGUCCAAACAUGCCCUGCAAUCUGAUGCGAAAUCCCACUUUUGUAGCAAUAAAAACUACAGUUCUGAUGAAAGAUCCUGUAAAACUCCAUGCAACAAUUUCUCAGAAAGAGAACACAUUUUUAUGCUGAAAAGAAAGUUGCUUAGUGAUUUUGAUAAUUCAGAUAUGAGGCAGCCUUCAAUUCCUUUUGAAGGAAAUCGGGAUCUUAGUGUUUGUCACAAUUUGUAUAAUUCUCAGCAUGAACAUUUGAGGCAGUCUGCAGCUAGACCUGGUGGAGGUGUUUCAGUUACUUCUGGUAACUCUGGAUCAGCCAUUUCGAGUAAAACACGAAUUCGAUGGACUCAAGAUCUUCAUGACCGCUUUGUCGAGUGUGUAAAUCGCCUCGGUGGGGCAGAAAAGGCAACACCGAAAGCGAUACUGAAGCUAAUGGACUCAGAGGGGUUGACCAUCUUUCAUGUGAAAAGCCAUUUGCAGAAAUAUCGAAUUGCAAAGUACAUGCCAGAUUCUGCAGAAGGAAAAUCUGAGAGGAAGAAUAACAUGAAUGAUGCAGCACAGAUUGAUAUAAAAGCGUAAUGGGACUGACAUGGGGCAUGUGGUAUGCAACUAUCUUCGGUAUACAUCAAAAAGUUAUCCUUGGGGCUGAUGUGUUAUAUGAUACAAGUGGCUUUGAUGAUCUCUUUGCCACUGUGACAUUUCUACUCCAAAAUUCUCCAGGAUCUGUUUUCAUAACAACCCAUCACAAUAGAAGCGGGCAUCAUCUAAUUGAGUUCUUGAUGGCG